UUCACAGCGCGCGCUCCGCUCUGCUCAGAACAUUGCCGGUGCGUGCUGCUGUUGGCUUCCCGCGUGCGCGCUCUCCCUUCUGUCUCUCCGUGUUUCUCCAUCUCGCGCACCUCCACUUGCAGCCACCUCUUCGCCCCGCAAUCCCAGCGACGACCCCAAAAAGAGACGAGACGAGACCAAAGCAAAGCGCAGCAGUGACGGAAUAUAAAGUGGAAGAUGGAGGAAUGAUGAGAGGACGGUGUUCUGGGAGACAGACAGGAGAACCGCUGUCGCAUAGGACGAGGAGGAGGAGGAGGAGAAGGGACGGAGGAGAGAGGGAAGCAGUCACAUCUGCCGUGACUUUGGGGAUUUCUCUCUGGCAAAGUGGGGAGAAAAGGGGGAGACGCCACAUUCUUCGGAUGCCAAAAAUUCACCGUGCGUGAGAGGAAUCAUUAACAUGUGUCGGAAUUACCAUUGUGGACCAACAUGUCGAUUGUGGCGACCUUUUGUCGUUUUUCUCUUCUGCAAUUUCGUAAGUUAAGGUAACGUCUGCUUUGACAUAGUUGCGCGCGAGCCCACUGUAUGUCAGCUUUGAAUAAUACUGUUGCCAGGGCUGUUUAUUUUUAUGUUUUAUAUUUGAAGCAUCCUUUGGAAAGUGUUUGGCCUCCCAGGGUGAUUUGUUUUGGGGGUAAAGGAGGACGGUUUUAGGAGGCGAGACCCCCACCUGCUCAUCCCCCCUUACAUAAAUGUUUGCGUGCCGUUAGUGCUCUCGCUCUCGGUCGACCCCCCCUCUCCCUCUGAAUAGGUUGCUGAGUCUCACACGCAGACAGACGCAUCUCACAGGCCUGUGCACACAUAGACACAGAAGGACCUGGACAUCAUCUCACGCGCACGCAAACACACAUAUCUCAUAUGCAUACAUAAUUACACAGACAGACCUCACCCCCUUCUCCUCCUCACCCACCCAACCCUCUCACACCCCCCACUAUCUGAUGACUUCCCGGCGUAGAGGUGGACGUGGUACGGAACCGACUGUAGCAUCAUCACCAUCCUCAACACCACCACUGUCAUCACCACCACCAUCCUCCUCCUCCUCCUGCUCCUCUUCCUCACUACCACCAUGUCCUCGUCGUCGCGCAAGAUCUCCUCCGAGUCGUUCAGCAGCUCGGUGGGCUCGGACUGCGGGCUGGAGAGCCCAGGGGGAGACGGAGGGGACGGCGGGCUGGAGCCGGCGGAGGAGAGCCGAGGCUGCCCCUUCUCCUCCUUCCACUCCUCCCACAGAGCGGUGCUCUGGAACGGCCGCAGCCCCGCUGACAGGUCGGCGUGCCCGGCGGGCGAGGAGCAGCAAGGACCCCACAAGAGGGUCACCAGGAGGAGACGGGUGAACCUGGACUCGCUGGGGGAGAGCCUCAGGCGGCUGACCUCACCCACGACACAGACUGUUCAGGAGGCUCUGCAGCGAACGCUACACUUCUACAGACAACAAGAGAUCAGGUGUCAGGAAGUCGGCAGUGAGGAGAGGCGAAGAGAGAAGAACGAGGAGAAGUGCCCGUUUCUAGAAAAUUCUGGUUCAGAAGAAGAUGUCCUACAAAUCCUGCAGUACAUGGCCACCAUACUGGGAGUACCAUUCUGUGAGCUGCGAGAGCAUUUUGGAGAGGAGUUCUUCGGCCUCUGCUUUGAAGAAAAUGAAAGAGUGCUGCGGGCUGUGGGCGGCAACCUCCAGGACUUCUUCAAUGGCUUUGACGCCAUUUUGGAACACAUUCGCACCUCCACGGGGCGCCGUGCCUCAUCAGAGAGCCCCUCCUUCCAGUGCAAGGAUCCCUAUGAAGAGGAGACGGGGAGAAGAAAAUUGGACAAAGUUGGAGAGAGAGAUGGAAAAGGGAAGGUGUUGCUUCUUCAUUGUUUCAACCCUGCCCCUGUUGUUGGAUUGGUCAUGCCGGGGUUAAUCAAAGCUGUUGCCAAGCGGAUCUUUCAUGCAGAAGUUGAGGUGGAAGAGGUGCCACCUCUAACUCCCUUAUUGCCUAAUGAAGAUACAGAACACACAGACGGUGACUCCACAACCCCCACCCCGACUGCGUCCCCCACUGCCUCACCCUCCUCGUCCCCUUCCCCUCCCUCUCCUUUCCCAACCUCUGUUCCUGCAGUUUGCUUGUCUUUCCAAAUCCAGGAGACGAGCCCCCCUUCCCUCUCCUCCCUCCCAAAUUCUGCCUCAGUGAGCACUAAACGCCCCCCACUUUCACUCUCCACCAACCCCAGUGAUCUGCGCAUAGGCCUGGCGACGUUUUGCCGUGCCUUUCCAUUUCACCUUGUCCUGGGGCCUUGCAUGGAGCUACUGCAGCUUGGAGAAGGAUUGAGGAAACAGACUCGCAUUGAAUCUCACCGGGGCCUCUCGUUCAAGGACUUUUUUGAGAUUGUCUCACCCAAGAUGGAUCCUUCGUUCCAGGGCAUCCUGCUGAGGCUUGCAUCCCCAUUUACCAUCCGUACCAGGCCUGAUACCACACAAGCUGGCACCAAGGAGAAGGUCAUGGAGUUGAAGGGUCAGAUGAUCCAUGUGCCCGAGUCCUGCUCCCUGAUGUUCCUGGGCUCGCCACGUGUUGAUAAGCUGGAGGAGCUGAUGGGCAGGGGCCUCCAUCUGUCAGAUAUCCCCAUCCACGAUGCCACACGGGACGUUAUCCUGGUGGGGGAGCAGGCCAAGGCCCAGGAUGGACUAAAGAAGAGAAUGGACAAACUUAAGGCCACAUUAGAGCGGACUCACCAGGCGCUGGAGGAGGAAAAGAGGAGAACCGUGGAUCUCCUCUAUUCCAUAUUUCCAGGUGAUGUGGCACAGAAACUGUGGCAGGGCCAGCCAGUGCCUGCUCGCAAAUUUGAUGACGUCACCAUGCUGUUCUCAGACAUCGUGGGUUUUACUGCUGUGUGUGCCCAGUGUACACCCAUGCAGGUCAUCUCCAUGCUGAAUGAGCUUUACACACGAUUCGACUACCAGUGUGGCAUUCUGGAUGUUUAUAAGAUUGAAACAAUAGGCGAUGCCUAUUGUGUGGCAGGAGGACUUCACAAGAAGGUUGAUAGUCACGCGAAGCCAAUUGCACACAUGGCUCUGAAAAUGAUGGAGCUUUCCGAGGAAGUGCUGACACCUGAUGGGAAGCCUAUCAAGCUAAGGAUAGGUAUCCACACGGGUUCGGUGCUGGCAGGUGUGGUCGGGGUUAAAAUGCCACGUUAUUGCCUGUUUGGGAACAACGUGACACUCGCCAGCAAGUUUGAAUCGGGGAGCCAUCCGAGGUGUAUCAAUGUUAGUCCCACAACUUACCUGUUGCUGAAGGAUGACCGCUCUUUUUCGUUUGUCCCUCGCUCACGGCUGGAGCUACCAGAGAAUUUUCCCAAAGAGAUCCCAGGGACAUGUUACUUCCUGGAGGCGGGGACAUCUCACAGCCACGCCUCAUUGACCAGCUCUCGCUCCGCUCCCCCGGCCUCUAUGAGGAAAGUCUCCUACAGCAUUGGGACCAUGUUUCUAAGAGAAACAAGUUUGUAGGUCCCACACACAGACUAGGAUACACACUUAUGAUGUGAGAGGCUGAAUUUGAACCUGUGAGACAUGCAGGGAACAGAUCACACGGAUCUUUGGAUAUGCAAAUGCGUUCUGUGAAAACUUGGAUUCAGACCUAUGGGAAGUCCUAUAUGAAUGAAACUUUAAAAAAAUACUCUCAUCAUAGAUGAAAAAGAACAACACGCCCUCAUCUCCCCUGAGCAAGGGAGAUAUGGUUCAAAAGACUUGAGGAACAGCAACUAUGCUCAUCUAACGUGGACCCUUCCCCAAGGAUGUGUACUAAUGGGGUCAAUUAGCAGAGAAACCUUAAUAUAAAACUUAGUUAUCUAGCUGGAUUCCUCAGCUCCAUACCUGGUUUCUAGUUCUCUCCAGUUGUCCUCUUUCAAAAACAGUACCUUGACGUGGGUUUACAGGCAACAAUGCUCGGAGAAAACCCCAUUUACGUGACCAGUGUUGCACUCAUUAGCAAUGGAAUUGCGCAUUCAGAACAAAUCCACUUUCCGUUAAUGAAGUGGAUGCUGAGGUAUGAAGUUGUACGAACUUUUAGAAGAUGGCAACAUUGUCACAAAUGUUUGCUGUGCAUCAUGGCCUCUUGUACAAGGAAGACCAUUACUGAAGAACAAUACAACUCCCCUUCCCUAAAUCAUGUCAUGCUUUACCAAACAUACUUCUAACAUCUGCUGCUCGUUGCAUCCAUCCGACAACGUAGGACCAGUUGGCCGAUGUGUGGAGAGAUGAAUGAGAGGCACAGAUAAGGAGAUAGGUUUGAAAAAGGGGUCAUCAAAGGACAAAUGCCAAAAACACUAGUACUAAGCUGAUCUUAGAGCCUUUUCUGCUUCUAACCCACAGCAAACUAUAACCAACUGCAAUCCAGCCAUUUCAUUGCAGGUAAUAUGUUUAGGACUGAAAAUUAUUCCCAGCUCAGUGCCUUUUUUACUGCUCAAAUCAGGACACAGAUGAGAUGGAUUCAUUUUAAAUAUUUGACACAAGGAGCGCUUCAUUUAUCUUAUGUUUUCUCUUAAGACAUUUUUAUGACAUUUCUGUGUUGUUAACUACACUGGAGAGUGUUAGAUUUGAAUGAGAGAUUGACAUGUGCCAAACGUUUUGAACCACAUUUGAAGACAUGAUGGUGCAAGUCGCGGCAGGCCGGCGCCUUAUCCCACCAAGCUACCAAGAGCCCUGACUGUCUUUCAUUUUUAGACAGUCACGAAUGACUGGAAAGAUAAAUCAAGCGCUUCUCAGAUAGUUCAAAUAUUUAAAAUUUUAUUCAUCUGUUUUUUUUGUUUUUUUUUUUGUCCCGAUCAACCAAUAAUACACACAAUAUAGUACUAAUAAUAUAGUACUGUACUAACUUGUACAUCUAGUCACAAUGUGCAUGCUUGACACGGUUCACAUUUACAUAAGUAAUUGUUUUUAUUUGCAUUGUUUUCACCACAUGGGUAUAAAAGUAUACACAAGCCCCAUGCAAAUGUAACCAACAGGACGCAAAUUCGAGUCUACCAGUUUGCUGGUAGACUGAGUAUGAUUUACAAAGUGGAAAUCUCAGGCCUUCCAAACACUUAAACGUAUAGCUCAGUAACCCAGGCACAGGAAAAUAAAUUUUGUUUAAGAGAAUAUCCAUUAACUGCCAUCAUGAAAUAAGAAGUAAAGGUUUAAAGUUGGAUAGCUUUUAAAUAUUUUACAGAUUGGCACAUCUGAAUACUUAAUGUGACUUGCAUUAUAUUGCUGCCAGUGUUGUCUUUGGUUGUUGACAUCACAUAGAUGUGACAUCAGUGACGUACAAACCAUUAACUAGGUUUAUAUCAGUUUGAUUAGCUGAUUGUUACAGACCCACAGAGAUAACAACAGUAUUUGUAGGAGGUGUUAGUUUCCAUACAAUAUUAUGGUUGUGAUGUUGAUAGCAAUGUUUUUAUUAUCAAAUGAGGUACACAGAUUUGUCAACAUCGUCAAUUCUGAUUUUAAUUUACUAUUAAUGACAAAAUAAGUUCUGAAAUAAUCUAUAGGAUGUUUAAAUUUGACUAAGUGGUACUUCCUGUGCGUGCUUGCCUUCUUGGAGUAAACAAUUCUACAACAACAUGGCUUACAUUACCAACAAAACAACAUCAUAACUAAACUGUUAAAAGCUGCUCUUCAAAAUGGCAGAAUAUAUUUUUUAUAAAUCCAGCAUAUACUCCAGUUCACUUUUAAAUCACAACUCUCCACCAGGAAUGAAAGGAAACCACAUGUUAUAUUUGAUCACAUAUUGCCAAAUGACAUACUGAUUGCUAAACCUCUAGAAGAUCAAAUAAAAUGUGCCAAUUAUAUCAUUAUAUUCCGAGACACCACCAGCACAGGCUAAUCUGGCUCUUUAAGUAGAGGAUUGGGUUUCUUCUGUCUGCUGUGUACAGUAAGUUCAGUUGUUAAAGGGCAGUACCAGCACAUUUUGACAGCCAAACACUUUGUCAACUCACUGGUCUUGGCGGGGUUUCAACAAGAACAUAUGCUGGCUAUAAUAUGUAAAACACAGCUUGUAGGAAAACAUCAGAAGGGUAAUUUACCCAAGACAGGAAAACUAAUGUCCAUCUGGCCGAACGUUACACCCACUAAAGGGCAUUAUGCCCUUAAACUGAGAUUGACACCAGCAUAAUGAAGCAAUGUGCCAUAUAUGAGGAAAGGAUGGGAAAAACAGGACAGUUAAAAGACUUUGUUUUUACCUGCCAGUGCUGAACCAGAGAUGGUUCACAAGUGCUUGAAAACUUUGGUCAGUAGUCAUUGUUGCCAUAAAGUACUGUCAUCAGAUUUUCUGACAGCAGUAGCAUCUGAAAGCUUGAAACGCUUGCACAUUCACAGCUCAUAAAGGUCCUCAUAAAUCUUAGUAAUGAAAAUAGACAUUUUUAAGAAUAUUUUUACCAUAUACCCCAGAGUCUUUUACAUAUUUACUGUGAACAAAAAAAGCAAUGUGGCUAUAACCUAUUUUUCAAAAUUGAUUCCUGUCGCUUUAAAUACUAUGCAGUAAAGAGCUAAUAAUGGACGAGACAAUAACACCUAAAGAUAAAUCCAGUCAGUCAAAGAGUCUAGAGCAAAGUUUCAGCCUAAAAAUAUCAGCAGUAUAACACACACACACAUUCUUGUACUUCUAUCUUUGUGAGGACCCCCAUUGACGUAUUGCAUUACCUAGCCCCUUACCCUAACUGUAAUCAUCACAACUACAUGCCUAACUCCAACCCUAACCCUAACCUAAACCUAAUUCUAACCUGAACCCUAAAACCAUGUCUUAAACCCUCAAACAGGCCUUUGAAAAAGUGAGGACUGGCCAAAAUGUCCUUACUCUGUUGCUAAAAUACAUGUUUUGGUCCUCACUGUGUAGCAUGUACAAGUACACACACAUGCACACACACACACAUAUGAGUAUCAACUCCAGAUUAGGUGCCAUUGUUAAGUAGUAGCUCAACCUUGCAAUCUUAAAACUAGCAAAUUUAUACAGUAUAACAUUAUUUAAAGAUAAGUUACAAUGAUGAAGUCAGUGGAUUAUUUUUUUGUGGAGCUUUGCUACAUCUGUUAGAAAGCAGCACAAUAUUUGCAUUUUAUUGCUUUGUUGCUACAAAGCCAAAACAAUUACUGAGAUGUAAAGGUCUAUAAUAAUCAUGUUUUUUUCAUGAUAUGAUAGAGAACCAGAAUCUACAACACCUACCUGUGAUAUCAAUGAAACAUACAUGCUGUGUAUAUGUAUACAUCAGUGUUUCAGAAGAUUAACAUUUUGACAUUUUUCUGUGCAAAGUCCAAUAGGUCCAAUAUAAUCGCCCAACACAGUACUGUGAGAGAAGAGUCAGAGGAAAGUUCUAAAGCUCCGGAAAAAGUGUUUACUGCUAAGCAUUAUAUUUGCAUGACGAUUAAGUUUGAUGUAAUGAUUUCUUUAGUUGAGCUUAAUCAAAAAUUCUGGAAGGAUAAAUGAUCCAUAAGUAAACACAGGACAAGACUAGUUUGAUGUCACUCAUGGCAGAAGAUGUAGGGUGCUUCAGAGGGGGCAAUAUCCACAAUUAAAGUUCAUUUGUACUCCUUUUAUGUAAGAAAAUAGAUAAGUUCUUUUAUGUGACCGUCAUUGCCCCCAUACUUCCAUGCAUCCUGUAUUAGAUGCAUCCAAGAGAUUGCACCAGAUGGCAGAGUCCAAAGUUUCUGACAACAACAAACAUGGCGACAGUAGAGCAGGUUUUAAUGAUGCAUUUUUAACAGAGGCAGUGUUGUAGACAGCAGUGACCUGUGAGGUCAUUACAUUGUACUGAACAUUUGGUUUAGCUUUCUGCUAACUUGAAUGGAGAUAAAAUGACUUAAUCGUACGGGUCUUCAAGACUUUUAAAUGUUAUCCGAACAAAUGGAUCAAAUCUCCAUUUUGAGGGGGGUGUGACACUAAAAGAAAAGCAUCUACUUAUUUACAGAUGUCUCUUUCAUUAUAUAGGUCUAUGGGAAAAUGUCUUUUUGGUCCCAGUGGCAUCAUGUGACGGAUCCAAACAUUGUAAUUCCAUGUUUGGCUUCUCCGUAAAAUUGGCUUCAAAGCUUGGCGCUGUUCCUGAGGGCUUAUAUAUUACUCAUUUGUUCCAUUCCGCCAUUUCUAAAAUCUCAUUUCCUACUGUCAUAUCUCACCGAAACUACUCUACACUGCCCCCACGAUCUCCGAUGGAACUGCUCUGUUUUGUCAGUACCUGUAAGCUUUCACAAAACGUGCACAAAUACAGACUAAAUGAAAGCAGAUUAUGAACAGAGGGCUUCGUCCAUGUCCGUAUACUGUACGGAUCUAAUGAGCAUAAAGGAGUCAUUAGAGUACUCUCUAAUCCAGGAACCAAGUAGACAUGAUUAGAUACAUGUCAUUAAAGAAUAAUGAGGAAGUGCCAGUGAGUGAUGGUUAAUUAUGACUACAGUGUUAAUUAUAAUGGUUGCUAGUUUAGCAGACUAGCCAUGACACUGAAGACGCUGUCUACUGUGUUUGACUGUACAUGAAACAAUAAGUUAGGUUUUUCCGACUGCCAUCCUGGCAAUAUUCUACAGUGCAUACAUGCAUUAAUGUUUGCUUAAUAAAUCUAAUGUAGCAUAAAUGUAGUGCAGGUUUCCUUUACACUCAACUUCAUCAGUGCCUGAAUUCUGCAUCCAGGCUAAAAAAAGGACAUUACACCAGCGUUACACCCACACAACUUGUGUCCAAUGCUCAUGUCUCCAAGUCUGUAAAUUCUCAACAUAAUAUUAAACGUUUGGUCAGAUCUUACAAGUCUUGCUGUUAUGAUGUGGAGGUGUUGCAGGUACUGGUUCUCUGUGUUGUUCUUGUCACUAAUGGACCAUUACACUGCAGUGCAUACUGUAGGUCACUCACUCACACACAGGAAUACAUCACAGUUACAGUGGCAAUAAAAUUGUGCUGCACUGUAAACGCUGUGUCAAACAAUGAACACGAUGUUGUCUGAUGUAAGUUUGGAAGGGUCCAGUGUCCAGUGAGACAAAGCCAAAUACAUCCGUAACUCCAGCAACUGUUGUGUGUGUGUUUGUGUGUGUGUGUGUCUAACAAUAUAAGAACAUAUUGAGUUUGCAGAUGUACAAACAUAAUAAUUAGUUAAAGGCCUAUUGCACUUGUAACAAAUCUCUGAAAUUUAGAUCUAUUUAAUAUAUUAAAACUGAAAAAUGAAAAUUAUAUUGCAGAUUUUUUUGGUAUAAUUCACAAAAUUAUUUGACAUUAUCACAUUUUCCACUGCUCUGUUGUCCAUUUUCUAUUUCAGAUACUUUAUGUCAGUAUGUGCCAUCUAAAGCCGAGCUGGUUUUCCCAACAUGCUAGUGUCCCACAAAGCCUUUGCACCUUUGAGAAAUGUCUUUCUUUUUUCCAAGACAAAAAAAAAAUGUAGAUUUUUCCAUUGACACUUGUAUUUUUUUCAUUCAACAUCAAAUUUUAAAUGGUUUUCCUAAACGAUGGAUUUAUGAAACAUUUUCUUUAACUAAAUGAGCAUGACACUGUCAUUUUUAUUGAGAAAUAAAGUUGCUUAACAUAUGUUUUUUGCAGGACAUUGUUGUAAACUGUCUUGUUGCCAAGAUCAACUUCACCCUCACUGACUUGCAGUAAAAAACGGGUCGAAGCUGAUGGGAAACUGGUCCCUAUUUGUUCAACAUUAGCCUGGUUUUAACAACAGAAACAAACAUGAUGGAUGCUUGUCAUCCGUGUCCAGGGUCCACAAAAAAUCCAGCCAUCCUAAAGGAUGCUCACUACUCCACCAAUCUACAAGGCGUCACCCACAUCAGAAUAGUAGCUUCCAUACAUUUGUUCACCAGUUCAGUUUAAAACUAAUAAAGUAUACGUGGCAUUUAACAAUUCAAUAUUCUACUGGGAUCUUGCUCAGACGUCACUUCGGGAACCACUGGUCAGUGUCACGUGUCUAAAACAUGGUUAGUGUUUUGUACUUUGAUGUCAUGCUGUAAACAUACAGAGCUGAUCCUGGACAUGAAUCCUGUUUGACCCUGCUGUUGGAAUCAGGUGUAUAUGUGUAUGAGGCUUGAUGACAGCUGUUGGUUUCAGACUGACAUUUAAGGGCACAUCCUCUGUCUUAUAUGAUGUAAAUAAAAAACACCAAGUAUCUUUA
Epinephelus lanceolatus (giant grouper) is the source of this 10110-nucleotide messenger RNA. It is a transcript of the gene gucy1a2, whose product is annotated as guanylate cyclase 1, soluble, alpha 2. Gene Ontology annotation, molecular function: heme binding; guanylate cyclase activity. Gene Ontology annotation, biological process: cGMP biosynthetic process; response to oxygen levels. The record is from RefSeq and is a predicted model, not a curated record. Lineage: Eukaryota; Metazoa; Chordata; Actinopteri; Perciformes; Serranidae. Gene Ontology annotation, cellular component: guanylate cyclase complex, soluble.